AUGUCGGAUUUUCAGGACACACUUUCAGCUUUUCCUAGAGAGUUGAUGCGGGAGGACUUUGGCGCUUUCAUCGCGCAUUAUUCUUGCGAGGCGAAUGGCGUUGUGACAAACCAUGUUUUCCAUGGAAGAAAUGAUCCCCGACGCAUGUCUGCGUUUCUUCAAUUUAUGUCGUUGAUUGCCUCAAUCCUCUUGCUGGUUGCUGUAGGAGUCCAGUAUGCACAACAUGUCAAAAAUCUGCAGUUGCAGACCGAACGAUGGGCUAAGCUCAAUUCCAUGUCGAAGCGCUGCCUCGUGUCUGAGUAUCACAAACGCGAGCGAGCCUGCUCCGUGUACGAUGAACUGCAUGCGAAGCUCGUCGUGCUACGCCGCAAGCUGCUUGUCGCGAUUCAACAGUCGCCAUUGACAUUGGAAGCUACCAUCUUUGACACAGAGCUAUUUGAUUUGAUUGGCACGGAAUCUACUCACAAGGAGGUGCAUCGCCAAAGAUGUACUUCAUGGGAAAUGGCCUUAGCAACUAGUUAUUCAAUUUUUGAUACUGCCAAAAUUGGUGCCUGUGUAACCUGCGUGAAGAAGAAGUUGAGCCUUGUUGAAUGGCUAGAUGGCAUCGAACCCGCAAAGCUCGACACAAAUACCCUGGAACAUAUCUCAAUUAACUUAAAAAGGUUUCUUUCUCGCGUCGUGCAAGUGAAGGCCGUGCGCAAUGCUGCGAUUGCAAACUCCUGCGUUGUCUGCCUCGAUGGGGCAAGGGAUGUCCUCUUGCUGGACUGUAUGCACCUCGUCCCCAUAAUGCUUUCUUUGGACACGGGGAUGUGUGGCAAUCUUAUGUGCUGCCCCCCCUGCGAGAAGGGGGGGUGGCCCAGGCCCUCUGAGGUCCCGCGUUUCCGGUUCCUGAGCCCUUGGUUCUUGAGCCCUUGUGUGGUCCCUUGCGGGCUCCCGCCCUGCAAUCCGCAGCAGUGGCGGCGAGAAACGACGCCUCGGCGGCGUCGAAUCGAGCAAAAGCUGGGUUCUCAUCGGCCGGAAUCCUCGGACAAAAAGACUGCACUUAGAUGA
Molecule: messenger RNA, 1050 nt
Organism: Aureococcus anophagefferens
Lineage: Eukaryota; Pelagophyceae; Pelagomonadales; Pelagomonadaceae
Exons: 3
Coding region: 1-1050 (349 amino acids)
Source: RefSeq, a predicted model, not a curated record